UGCCGACCGGGUCACCGGGCAACCACCCACCCUAAAUUAAAAAAAGGAAAGAAGAAGAGAGAGAAACUGUGGAGACCGGAGGGUGGAGUGGAGAGUGCCGGCAUCACUCACCUAGAACAGAAGUGGGGUGAGAAGAGUUUCGGGAAGAGGAAUUAGAGACACUAAUCUGAAUGAACCGAUAACUACGAAUUGACUAUGACGCAAUUACAAGUAAAUAUUUAGCGAAGAUGAGAGUGGGAAGUGGAACUGUAGGCGGCAUUUUCGAAACCAACACUCUCUAGUCUCUCUGCCGCCUUCUCUCUCUCACGGGUUCUUCCGUCCCUCCUCCACUAGAUAAUCAUCACUGACGCGUCUACACAUCUCUGUUCUUCAAAUCGCUUUCAAUGUCGAUCAUCCGCAUGGCUCUCCGGAUGUCCAGACUUACCUCUCAACCUCUCCACGCUUCGGCCAUGCUCCAUGACCAUCGAUUCUUUCGUCAGAUGAGCACAAAUACACAAGAUAUUGCUGCCCGGCUAAGUAAUUCUGGUAUCUUCCGAACUCAAGGCCUGAUAGGAGGAAAAUGGACUGACGCGUAUGAUGGAAAUACCAUAAAGGUCCAGAACCCCGCCACUGGUGAUGUUAUAGUAAACGUCCCUUGCAUGGGCAAAAGAGAAACAAGUGAUGCAAUAUCUUCCGCAUACAACGCAUUCAGUUCAUGGAGCAAAUUAACUGCGAACGAAAGGAGUAGAUGUCUACGAAAAUGGUAUGAUUUGCUCAUUGCCAAUAAAGAAGAGCUGGGGCAACUUAUAACGUUAGAGCAAGGAAAACCUUUGAAAGAAGCCAUGGGAGAGGUUAUCUAUGGAGCUAGCUUCAUUGAAUUCUAUGCUGAGGAGGCAAAACGUGUGUAUGGUGAUAUAAUUCCAGCACCUUCUGCUGAUCGCCGGUUAUUUGUCUUAAAACAGCCUGUUGGCGUUGUUGGAGCAAUUACACCUUGGAACUUUCCUUUGGCCAUGAUUACUCGCAAGGUUGGCCCUGCCCUGGCUUGUGGUUGUACUGUUGUUAUUAAACCCUCUGAGUUUACACCCUUGACAGCUUUAGCGGCUGCUGAGCUUUCCCUUCAAGCUGGAAUACCUCCGGGUGUUGUGAACGUAGUUAUGGGGAAUGCUCCUGAUAUUGGGGACACACUACUUGAAAGUCCCAAGGUACGGAAGAUCACGUUCACAGGCUCAACAGCUGUUGGAAAGAAAUUGAUGGCAGGUUCCGCUGCAACUGUUAAAAAGGUAUCCUUGGAACUGGGGGGAAAUGCACCCUGCAUAGUGUUUGACGAUGCAGAUCUUGAUGUCGCAGUGAAAGGAAGUCUUGCAGCAAAGUUCCGUAAUAGUGGGCAAACUUGUGUCUGCGCAAACAGAAUAAUUGUACAACAAGGUAUUUAUGAAAAAUUUGCAAAUGCUUUUGCCAAUGCGGUUCAAAACUUGAAAGUUGGUGAUGGUUUUACUGAAAGUGUGGCACUGGGUCCACUAAUCAAUGAAGCGGCGGUGCAGAAGGUUGAAUCAUUUGUUCAAGAUGCUGUUUCAAAGGGGGCAAAAGUCAUGCUUGGGGGUAAAAGACAUAGCCUUGGGAUGACAUUUUACGAGCCUACGGUUAUCAGCGAUGCCAACAGUGAGAUGCUUGUGUCAAGAGAGGAAGUCUUUGGACCAGUUGCUCCUCUUAUGCGUUUCAAAACAGAGGAUGAAGCAAUCCAAAUUGCAAAUGAUACUAAUGCAGGACUAGCCGCAUACAUAUUUACAACAAACGUCCAACGUUCAUGGCGUGUGUCUGAAGCUCUUGAAUAUGGAUUGGUUGGUGUCAAUGAAGGAUUAAUCUCUACAGAGGUGGCUCCUUUUGGAGGAUUUAAGCAAUCUGGUCUUGGACGAGAAGGGUCCAAGUAUGGGCUUGACGAGUACCUGGAAAUCAAAUAUGUUUGCUUGGGGAACAUGGACCGUGCAUGAUACAAAAUGUAAUGUCCAUAGUUAGUUACGGCUGUUGGAUGAGGAAUGCGACAAGGAUGUUCCUGAAGAGCUUGGAUCCGAACUGUAGCGCUUUUCUUUGGAGCUCAAGCAUUAGGCAUUGAAAUAACGGUGUACUAGUGCAUUGUAACUUAAGGCCAGAAUGCCCUUUGCAUGCAGGUGUAAACGGUAAACUUGGGUUUGUGUAAACUUUACUUUCAUGCUAGCUAUUGUUCUUUUUGACAAUGCAUGAGUUAUAUAAACCAAAUGCAAGUGGAGAGCGAUAAUAAUGAGGAUUAGAGACCCA
Messenger RNA from Macadamia integrifolia, 2271 nucleotides. Its product is annotated as succinate-semialdehyde dehydrogenase, mitochondrial. Gene Ontology annotation, molecular function: succinate-semialdehyde dehydrogenase (NAD+) activity. The record is from RefSeq and is a predicted model, not a curated record. The transcript is spliced from 21 exons. Gene Ontology annotation, biological process: GABA catabolic process. NCBI's taxonomy places the organism in Eukaryota, Viridiplantae, Streptophyta, Magnoliopsida, Proteales, Proteaceae. Bases 384 to 1967 code for a protein of 527 amino acids.